CCUCAGGUCAUGAUUUUCAUUUUCUCGUGUCAUUCUCUUGAAGAGAGGAAAUGGUUGUAGUGGAACGUGUUACAAAUCAGCCACUGACACGGAGCCCUCGCAGUUCAGAAACGUUCAUAGAAGAGCAAAUAUAGCCCUUUUUUGUCUGUUCUGGAAUCUGUCUUCUGAAAAAGGGAAAUAAAAAUGACGACUUCGUCUAUUCGGCGGCAGAUGAAGAACAUUGUGAACAAUUAUUCCGAGGCCGAAAUAAAAGUUCGGGAAGCGACCUCUAAUGACCCCUGGGGUCCCUCCAGUUCAUUAAUGACUGAAAUAGCAGAUCUGACUUACAAUGUUGUGGCCUUUUCUGAAAUUAUGAGCAUGAUCUGGAAACGACUGAAUGACCACGGCAAGAACUGGCGACACGUGUACAAGGCCCUUACUCUGCUCGAUUACCUGAUUAAAACUGGCUCCGAGAGAGUAGCGCAGCAGUGUAAAGAGAAUAUUUUUGCUAUCCAGACGUUGAAAGAUUUUCAGUAUAUUGAUCGAGAUGGUAAAGACCAGGGCAUCAACGUGAGGGAGAAAUCCAAGCAGCUGGUGUCUCUGCUGAAGGAUGACGAACGACUCAAGACGGAGAGGGCCCAAGCGCUGAAGACCAAAGAACGCAUGGCUCAGGUGGCCACUGGAGUGGGGAGCAAUCAGAUCACCUUUGGCCGCGGCUCCAGUCAGCCAAACCUGUCCACCAGCUACUCGGAGCAAGAGUAUGGAAAGUCUGGAGGAUCCCCAGCCUCUUACCAUGGCU
Messenger RNA from Mesitornis unicolor (brown roatelo), 778 nucleotides. Its product is annotated as epsin-2. The annotation marks the transcript as partial. The transcript has a single exon. Gene Ontology annotation, cellular component: plasma membrane; clathrin vesicle coat; endosome. Gene Ontology annotation, molecular function: phospholipid binding; clathrin binding. The record is from RefSeq and is a predicted model, not a curated record. Gene Ontology annotation, biological process: endocytosis. NCBI's taxonomy places the organism in Eukaryota, Metazoa, Chordata, Aves, Mesitornithiformes, Mesitornithidae.